Molecule: messenger RNA, 3177 nt
Organism: Sphenostylis stenocarpa
Lineage: Eukaryota; Viridiplantae; Streptophyta; Magnoliopsida; Fabales; Fabaceae
Source: the annotation of a GenBank genome assembly
AUGCGUGCAGGUGGUAUGAUGCAGAUGCCAGCAGUGAACACCAGGGUCUAUUACUUCCCUCAGGACCAUGCUAAACAUGCAUGUGGACCGGUUAUCUUUAGGACCUUUCCUAAGGACAAGGCUGCUUCAUUUGCAAGAACCUUGACCCAAUCUGAUGCUAACAAUGGUGGAGGGUUUUCUGUUCCAAGAUUGGAGUGCUUGAGGAUACAAGAAAUCGUAUCCUGCAUGGAAUUUUACGUGUGCAAAGUUGCUUCAGGGGUCACUAAGCUCGUUGUUACCGCAUGGAACUUUGGAGAGGAGUCACCACUCUCCAAUCAUGGGCACGCCGAGGCGGCAUCUGUUGACCAUUGGAUGGAGUACUUUUGUGAACCACAAGAAGCUGCAACAAGACUCAAUUGUGUUUCUGAGGGCAGAAAACAGGGAUCUGUGUGUUGGGAUUCGCAAUGGGUUGAACCCAAGUGUGAGCAUUAUGGGCAGGGCAAAGUGAGAUCGGAAUUUUGUGUGAAGGCCCCACUAGUUGAAGCAGCACUGCGGACUAGGUGGUCUUUUGGAAUAAGAAUCAUAAUCAAUUUGGCAACCCCUUUGUCAUUGAUGUCAUCAGAAAAAGAAGGGAAGGAUGAAUCAUCAACAUGGAUUCUUGAGAGCAUUGAGAUUCACCCCACGCAGGAGAUGCCUACAGGGAAUGAUGAACCACCCCCUGAAAUAAGCACGGUGCUAAAAUCUCCUAAUGAAUGUUCUCGGAACAAUGUGCGGAGCAGGAAUGGUAGUCAGGAGACUGGUAGUCAGGAAAAUGGAGCGAAGAAGAUGGUGAGGGUGGAAUCAGGAGCAGCCAGAGGGAUUAAGGGUUUACGUUUUCUUGAUAGAACGGUCACUGGGAAGGAAGAUGAUGCAUGGAGGUCCAUUGAGAAGCGUUUUGCUCAACAUGCAGUUGAUGGAAAACUCUCAAAAGACAAAUUUGGAACCUGCAUGGGUACAUUUACCUCUUUUGUUUCAAUGGGCAUGGGAGCAGAUUCAAAGGAUUUCGCUGGGGAGCUGUAUGAGGCUUUGGCAAGGAGGAGGAAAGUCUGUGCAGAAAAUGGGAUAACUUUGGAUGAAGUUAGAUUAUUUUGGGAGGACAUGACUAACAAAGAUCUUGAAUCAAGGCUUCAAGUUUUCUUUGACAUGUGUGACAAGAAUGGGGAUGGUAGGCUAUCAGAAGAAGAGGUUAAGGAGGUUAUAGUGUUGAGUGCCUCGGCAAACAAGCUAGGAAAUCUCAAACUACAUGCUGAUGGGUAUGCAGCUUUGAUAAUGGAAGAGCUUGACCCUGAUCAUAAUGGAUAUAUAGAGAUGUGGCAGCUAGAAACUCUGCUGAAGGAAAUGGUUAGUUCUGAAGAUGGACCCAAAAAAAUUAAUAAUACUAGAGCCAUGACUUUGAGUAGAGCUAUGAUACCGAGCAAGUAUAGAACCCCCAUGAGCAAAUACAUGUCUAGAAUCACAGAAUUUGCCGUAGAUAAAUGGAAAAAAAUCUGGGUUAUCGCAGUAUGGUUGGUCAUAAACUUGGUGCUUUAUAUUUGGAAGUUCAAGCAAUAUAGGGACAAGGGUGCCUUUAGAGUCAUGGGUUAUUGUGUCUGCUUUGCAAAGGGUGCUGCUGAGACUCUCAAGUUCAACAUGGCUCUUAUUGUCCUAACCAUGUGCAGAAGAACACUUACAAGGCUAAGAGAAUCGUUUCUAAGUCAAAUCAUCCCUUUUGAUGACAAUAUAAAAUUUCACAAGAUGAUAGCAGUAGCUGUGGUUAUAGGGACUUUAAUUCAUGUAAUGGUGCAUAUCACGUGUGAUUUUCCAAGAUUGAUAUCGUGCCCAAAACUUAAGUUCAUGGCAAUACUUGGGGAUGGUUUUAACUAUGAGCAACCUGAUUACAUGACCCUUGUUAAAAGUACUCCUGGUGUAACUGGAAUUAUAAUGGUCUUGAUCAUGGCUUUUACCUUCACUCUAGCCACACAUUAUUUCAGAAAAAAUGUUGUCAAAUUACCUUUGCCUUUGAAUCGAUUGGCUGGUUUCAAUUCUUUUUGGUAUGCACAUCAUUUGCUGAUUGUGGUUUACAUACUCCUGAUCAUACAUGGCUACUAUCUAUUUCUCACCAAGGAAUGGCAAAAGAAGACGACUUGGAUGUACCUUGUAAUUCCACUAUCACUCUAUGCCUCUGAGAGAAUUCACCCAUUUUUUAAGGGUAAAGAUCACCGAGUAAAUGUCAUCAAGGCAAUAAUAUACACAGGAAACGUCCUAGCACUAUACAUGACCAAACCCCCUGCAUUCAAGUAUAAAAGUGGAAUGUAUGUGUUUAUCAAAUGUCCAGAUAUAUCUAGUUUUGAAUGGCAUCCUUUCUCCAUCACUUCUGCACCAGGAGAUGACUACUUGAGUGUCCAUGUACGAACCCUGGGAGAUUGGACAACAGAGCUUAAGAAUACAUUUACACAGGCUUGUGAGCCUCACAGUGCACAAACAAGAAGGGGAAGCCUAAUGAGGCUGGAAACUAAAGCAGCAUCUUCAAACUAUGGUCAUUCUACAAAAUCAGGAUAUCCAAAGAUCCUCAUCAAAGGACCCUACGGAGCCCCAGCACAAAAUUAUAAAAACUAUGAUGUCCUCUUGCUUAUAGGUCUCGGAAUUGGUGCCACACCAAUGAUCAGUAUUUUAAAAGAUAUUUUGAACCACAUGAAGUCAGGAAGCCCAGACGUAAGUGACAAGAACUCAGUUCAGGGUAAUCAUGCAGAUGAAGUUAAGAAAGGUCCUGAAAGAGCAUACUUUUAUUGGGUAACAAGAGAGCAGGCAUCAUUUGAAUGGUUUAAAGGUGUCAUGGAUGAUAUAGCAGAUUAUGACCACGAUGGUAUUAUAGAAAUGCACAAUUAUUUGACUAGUGUCUAUGAGGAAGGUGAUGCAAGGUCUGCGCUCAUUGCCAUGAUUCAGAAGCUGCAACAUGCAAAGAAUGGAGUUGAUGUAGUUUCAGAAAGCCGGAUAAGAACACAUUUUGCAAGACCAAACUGGAAAAAAGUCUUCUCAGAAUUAGCAAACACGCAUCAAAGUUCUCGGAUAGGUGUAUUCUACUGUGGAAGUCCAUCUCUUACGAAGGUACUGAAGGAGCUAUGUCAAGAUUUCAGCCUAAACUCAUCUACCCGCUUUCAGUUUCACAAGGAGAACUUCUGA